Molecule: messenger RNA, 3918 nt
Organism: Esox lucius (northern pike)
Lineage: Eukaryota; Metazoa; Chordata; Actinopteri; Esociformes; Esocidae
Gene: gramd1c
Product: GRAM domain containing 1c
Exons: 18
Coding region: 280-2238 (652 amino acids)
Biological process (GO): intracellular sterol transport
Cellular component (GO): endoplasmic reticulum-plasma membrane contact site; plasma membrane; endoplasmic reticulum membrane
Molecular function (GO): sterol transfer activity; sterol binding
Source: RefSeq, a predicted model, not a curated record
UUUCGCACCUGUUGCCAAGUGACCUGUCUUUCAGCACUUAGGCAGUGCCUACAUAAGGUCACCGACGCACAUUUCUUCCGGAAUCUACCCGCACACGCUGUUGGUGUAAAGGACAGAUUUAGUUUAUAAUGAAUGAGCACUUGCAUAUCAAUCGGAGCCGGUAAAAAAAAUGGUUACUAGAAUCUGCGUCUUAAAUACGAUAUCCGGGACUUUAUAGAAGAAGAUAAAGAUCUCUGGAUCAUUUCCAGGUGGGUUAAGAAAGCGGAAACAUUGGGUCUAAUGGACCAGGUGUCCCUGCCAGGUGUGGGCAGUGACCUCACGGACGAGACGGCCUCCGUUGGGGAGAGUAGGUGCAGCUCCGAAAAUGAGAUAUCGGACACUCCGGGCCAGUGUCUGCCUGUCCCCCCGCCUCUGCCCACCCCCACCUACAGACACAGGGUGGAGGAGUUCAAGAGGCUGUUCAGGGAGCUGCCUGAGUCAGAGAGACUCAUUCUGGACUACUCCUGUGCUCUCCAGAGAGACAUCCUGCUACAGGGACGCCUGUACCUUUCAGAGAACUGGCUCUGUUUCUACAGCAAUGUGUUUUGGGGAACAAAGAUUGCUGUGUCUUUGAGGGAUAUCAAAACCAUGUGCAGAGAGAAGACUGCCAAGCUGAUCCCCAACGCCAUCCAGAUUUGCACUGAAUCAGAGAAGCUGUUCUUCACGUCCUUCUCAGCCAGAGAGAAGAGUUACCAGGGGGUGUUCCGGAUGUGGCAGAACACACUGAUGGACAAGCCGCUGACUAGUUCGGAGCUGUGGCAGAUGGUCAAGCAGCACUAUGGUAACGAUCUGGGCCUGAGCCUUGAAGAGAUGGACGGUCUACAGGGAUCACCUGAGUCAACCGCACAGACACAAACCAGCCUGACCAUGAGGCCUGGCGGAGAGGACUCUGGGAGGCCAGCGCGGCCGACUACCCUGCGCCUGCUACAGGUAGACCAGGGCUUUGACCUCAACAUGCCCCAAGUGGAGGACCUGCCGUCACCUCUGGGCCAGAGCACAUCUAAUUCCGGGAAUGCGGAUGAUGCUCGCAGCACCUCAUCCCAGCCGACUCCUGAUCUGUCUCUGAACCGUUCCGCUCCAGAGCGGGACUCCAAGCGCACUGAGCCCUCCUUGGACCUCAAUGAUAACAUGGACCAAUUCAAUGAACAGAGCGUCUCGGAGAGUGCAGAGGAGGAAGAGCGAGUGUGUGUGUCUCAGCAGGGCAGGCUGUACGUGAACAGGGUCUUCCACUUCAGUGCCGAAAAGAUGUUUGAGCUGCUGUUCACCGACUCUCACUUCAUACGGCGCUUCAUGAAGGCUAGGAAGAUAACCAAAGCCAGCUUUGACCCGUGGCGCGAGGAAGCGUCAGGCACCAUGAAGCGACGUCUCAACUACACAAUCACCAUCACCAACCCCCUGGUGGGCAAGUUCUCCACCGCCACCGAGAACCAGACCUUAUACAAGGACUCCAGGGAGGGCCAGCGGUACCUGGUGGAUGCUGAGGUCAUCACCCAUGACGUGCCUUACCACGACUACUUCUACACCCAGAACCGCUACUGCAUUGUCCGCCACUCGAAACGCAAGUGUCGUCUCAGGGUCUACACAGAUGUCAAGUAUAAGAAGCAGCCGUGGGGGCUGAUCAAGUCCUUCAUCACCAAGAACUCCUGGAGUGGCCUGGAGGACUACUUCAGACACCUGGAAUCGGAACUCGUCGAAGAGGAGCUGGAGCUGAACCAGGGAGGCGGGGAACCUGGCAAGAUGGGUGCGCUGCGUCAUCGACGGAGGAGGACGUUCAGCCGAACGCUACAGGACCACCAGCAAUACUCGCCCGACCUAGGAGCUCGCAGGGAGAGCGGCGCAGGCCCUUUAGAUAUAAAGGAUCCACACCCCUGGAACAUCUCCACCAUUGUAGCUGGGAUGAGUGUAAUUCUGUUUAUUCUGACGGUGCUGAACCUGGGACUGUUCUUCAAGCUGUGGGCCAUGGAGGACGUGGCGACCCGGCUAUACCUGACCGCCAAGCAUCGCCUCCGGGAGAGGCCCGAGAACAGUUUGGCCCCUGACUUUGGCCCCAAACUGGCCUUUCCACGAAGGACCAGUGAGGAGACUCUUCUGCUGAAAGCUGUUCUACAAGACUCCAUCAACCUACUGGAACAGCUCCGCAGUUCUUUGAUGGUGCUUAAGCAGAACUUUGCAACCAAUACAACUGCAACUCCACAGUGACAGUGUGACACCUGGUUGCCCUGGCUACCCCCUCAGAACCCGUGGGUCAUAAACACUACAGGCAAGAGCCUCUGAGGACUAACGCUCACAGCCCGGGGCAUUGUCAUAGCAACAGCCCAGGCACAGACGGCUUGUUAGUAAGGGAAACGACACUAUAACUCCCAGCGUGUGGUGCCAGGUGGAUAGAUGGGGUUUAAAGCUUUGACAGUGUGGUGCCAGGUGGAUAGAUGGGGUUUAAAGCUUUGACAGUGUGGUGCCAGGUGGAUAGAUGGGGUUUAAAGCUUUGACAGUGUGGUGCCAGGUGGAUAGAUGGGGUUUAAAGCUCAACUGUUGGUCCGGAGAGGCUGUUUGACAACCAUUACCAAUAAUGUUGGGUCCUUGUGGGAAUCUGUUUUCAGUUUGGUAGUACUUUGUUCAUUGAUGUUGGUCCUAAGGUUUACUGUGAUCACCUUCCGUCUUUGUGCCUUUUUAAUCCAGAUGAGCCAGUGGCCUGAUUACUGAAACACAGGAUCAUUUAAUAAGCUUUUUUUUUUUUUUUUAAAGCAAUCUGGAGACCAGUAACUGGCAUCCAUGGUGCUUGUGCUCUGGGAUUUGAUGAACACCUGAUAAUACUUUUACGAAUUGAAUGUGACGUCAUGCAAAUUGCACAAAACAUAGUAAAUGGGACACACAGAGGGUGAUAUGUUGAAUGACUACAUGAUAACCGACCUGUUUCGGGUAAUGAGCACCUCUUUUACAACUACUGGCUAAGAUGAAAUGUUUUGAUGGAAAUAUGUUCAAAUGAAUGGAAUUCAUGUAGGAUUUUUACUUCUUACACACGUGCCUUUUCUCUGUUUAUUUUAUAAAUUAGAAUAAUUUUAUUUUUUCAAUUAUGGAAUACUAUAUGAUGUCAUGUUUUAAUUUUUUUUUAUUUAAGUCUUAUAUAUUUGGAUGGCCAUGGGUUUAAUUAUGAACCAUGAUGCUGUUUCUUUGUUUUUGUUUUUUUUGACUGACAGACUUUCUUUUCAAUGUUUUUAGCCUUGGAUGAUUUGUGGUUUAGCAGUUGGUUUGUAAAUAUACAGCUGACCCCUAUCAGAUUUAAUGAAGGAUGCAAUAUGCUACCAUGAAUCCUCAUUCUACAUGACAGAAGUGCUUGUUCUACGUUGUAGAGUGUUUUGAGCGUUCUGCAGCGUUGUAACCCACUGAACUCGCCACAGGUGAAAUUUCUCAUGAGCGUAUUGGUAAAGUGAAAACAUAAAGAUAGUGAAACUGAUUGUCUUGUUCAUUUAGUUUUGAUAGUAUUGUUAGCUUUCUGUCCCAUGUAACGUAGGCUAAACUAGAGGGUUAAUGACUGUUCUAUAAUUCAUAUUUCUUCUAGGUGGUAAAUUACAGCCAUAAUACUGCUCUAAUGUUUGGCUUUGUUAUUGUUGAUGUCAAUUUGAAAUGACAUGCAGUAAUUAUGUGAAGCAGGUGCAUUUGUGUUUUGAGGUAAAUUGUCAUACUGUAUGUAAAAGCCAUCCUUAUUGUUUUAUAAUUGCACAGAUCUAUUGUAUUCCUGUUUUUGUUAGAUGUUUACAUCGCAACACUGUAUUUUUCUUCACACUAACCAUUUAUGAAGUUGGAUAUUUUGUAUAUUUUUUUAGACAAAGAUGUAAUAUAUUAUUGGUCUAAAUAAACUCUUCACUGCCAUGUUAUUCUUGU